Molecule: messenger RNA, 1330 nt
Organism: Aspergillus aculeatinus CBS 121060
Lineage: Eukaryota; Fungi; Ascomycota; Eurotiomycetes; Eurotiales; Aspergillaceae
Product: acetolactate synthase regulatory subunit
Exons: 2
Coding region: 36-1022 (328 amino acids)
Biological process (GO): branched-chain amino acid biosynthetic process
Cellular component (GO): mitochondrial nucleoid; acetolactate synthase complex
Molecular function (GO): acetolactate synthase regulator activity
Source: RefSeq, a predicted model, not a curated record
CUUGAAGCCUGCUCUACCCCCCCCACCAGGCGAUCAUGGCAUUCCGGCGCCCCGUGAUGCUGUCUGCGACAGCGUCAUCGACGCCCUUCCUGGCUGUGGCCAGCCGCACCUCGCGCCUGGCCGCUACGCUUCCGCGAUUCACAACGACAACGACCACGACCACCUCCUCCUCCCGGGCCUCGUCCAGCUCCACCUCCGCGCUCGCCUACAAGGCGCUGCACCGCCGGUCUCCGCUGCCGCUGCCCGUCAACGAUGCGUCGCCGCAAUGGGACGCGCCGACGGCGGUCUCGUCGAUCCUGUACGAGACGCCCUCGGUGCCGACGAACCCGCCGAAGCGGCACAUCCUGAACUGCCUGGUGCAGAACGAGCCGGGCGUGCUGUCCCGGGUGUCCGGGAUCCUGGCGGCGCGGGGCUUCAACAUCGACAGUCUGGUGGUGUGCAACACCGAGGUCGAGGAUCUGUCCCGUAUGACCAUCGUGCUGCAGGGCCAGGACGGCGUCGUCGAGCAGGCCCGCCGCCAGCUGGACGACCUGGUCCCCGUCUGGGCGGUGCUGGACUACACCGACUCCGCGCUAGUGCAGCGCGAGCUCCUCCUCGCCAAGGUCAGCAUCCUCGGCCCGGAGUUCUUCGAGGAGCUGCUCCAGCACCACCGCGAGAUCACCACCCCCGGCGAGCAGGGCGACGCCAAGCAGCAGAUCGCGAAGACCGAGUACCACCCCCGCAACCUGCCGCACAGUCAGGCCCUCCGCCACAAGCACGAGCAUCUCGACGCCAUCACCCGCCUGACUCACCAGUUCGGUGGUAAGGUGCUGGAUAUCAGUACCAACAACUGCAUUGUCGAAGUUUCUGCUAAGCCUUCCCGUAUCGACUCCUUCAUGAAGCUCAUCGCUCCCUUCGGUGUCCUCGAAUCCACUCGCACCGGUCUCAUGGCCCUGCCCCGUUCUCCUCUCUUUGAGCCUACCGAGGAGCUUGAGAAGGAUGCUGCCGACGUUGUCGAUGCUAGCACCCUUCCCCCUGGCUAAACAUUGUCCUUCCUCUAAUAUCCAACGUUCAAUAUCCUGCAAUGAAAAAACAGUCCGUAUCCUUUUCUCUAUGUUUCGAAGCAGACUGCUUUCCCUGUAAAUUGGUCGAUUCGCUUGCGCUAGGUAACUUUCCGAAUUGUUACGUCAUGAAAGCUCUUCAGAUGUAUCUACCUACUGGUCAGGCUAUGAGUCAUUGAGUCAAGUAGGUGCGAUUACAUUCAGUAGAUAGUCACUAGGCAGCUGAGAUCUUGUGAUAUGAGUGUAAACUAGUGGCAAAGCGCCAUUGACUUGUUCUUUUUGCAACCUGA